This is a messenger RNA of Dendronephthya gigantea, 637 nucleotides long. RefSeq lists its product as uncharacterized. The record is from RefSeq and is a predicted model, not a curated record. Lineage: Eukaryota; Metazoa; Cnidaria; Anthozoa; Malacalcyonacea; Nephtheidae. The transcript is spliced from 2 exons. Bases 185 to 637 code for a protein of 150 amino acids.
AGCUAUACGAUGCCGAGUGGCACGAUAGAAUAUCAAGGCCUGCCCUUGACAACCUAGCGUUGAAGAAACACAACACACCUCAGCUUCUGCCCAUCACGGAAGAUCUCCUGUCCGUACGAAAGCACGUCACAGAACAAAUCGAACAGUUGACAAAGAAGGUGACUGAUGAUGUGACGGCAGAAAGAUGGAGGAAGCUAGCCGAAGUGUGCCUAACAAGGCUGAUUAUGUUCAACAAGCGAAGAGAUUUGAUAUGGUGGAAAUUGUGGGAAAGAGAAGGAGAAAAGUGCCAGUGAUCAUUACCGAUGAUGUAAAGAAGGGGAUCAUGGCACUGAACAAAACGAGAGAUGAGGGAGGAGUGAGCAAAGACAACGAGUUUGUCUUUGCUGUCAACAAUGGCAAGUCCACCAAAUCGUUGAGAGGCCACGAUGUUAUGACCCAUAUAUGUGCCCAGAUAAAUUUAAAAGAGCCUCGCCUAAUAACAUCGACUAAUUUGAGAAAAUACGUCGCGACGGUCAGUCAACUUGUGGACAUGACCGAGACAGAAAUGGGCUGGCUUGCACGACAUCUCGGUCACGACAUUCAUGUGCACAAGGAGUUUUAUCGAUACCGGAUACAACACUCGAGAUGGCCGAAGUAG